This is a messenger RNA of Oryza brachyantha (malo sina), 2351 nucleotides long. Its product is annotated as protein EXECUTER 2, chloroplastic. Gene Ontology annotation, cellular component: thylakoid membrane. Bases 97 to 1971 code for a protein of 624 amino acids. The record is from RefSeq and is a predicted model, not a curated record. Gene Ontology annotation, biological process: response to singlet oxygen; singlet oxygen-mediated programmed cell death. The transcript is spliced from 11 exons. NCBI's taxonomy places the organism in Eukaryota, Viridiplantae, Streptophyta, Magnoliopsida, Poales, Poaceae.
GGGAGAGGAGGUGGGGCCCAGUUGUCAGGCAGGCGGAGCAAAUCGGGCCUUAUCUCUGGAACGCGCGGCGGGGACGUCACCGAUCGUCGACCGGCCAUGUCCGCAACAACGGCCACCGCGUGCGCCUCGCCGCCGGCGGCGCGCCCGCCCCUCCGCUCGCCUCCCUCCGCCGCGCACCUUCCAUCCUACUCCUACUCCUACUCCGCCUCCGCCCGCCGCUCCUCCUCCGCCGCCUGCCGCUGCACCGCCUCCGCCUCCGCCUCGCCCUCCACCUGGGACUGGACACGCUGGAGCCGCCACUUCGCCGAGGUCGACCAGGCCGAGAGCUACGCCUCCCUCCUCAAGUUCCAGCUCGAGGAGGCCGUCGACAACGAGGACUUCUCCGAGGCCGCCAAUCUCAAGAAGGCCAUCCUCGAGGCCACGGGCAACGACGCCGUCGCCCAGGUCAUGUCCGAGCUCAAGAUUGCCAUAGAGGAACAGCGGUAUCAGGACGCCUCUAGGUUGACAAAGCUUGCCAGAACCAACUUGGUAGGUUGGUGGGUGGGAUACGCUAAGGAUACAGAUGAUUCGAUUGGGAGAAUCGUACGGAUAACCCCCGGUGUUGGGAGAUAUGUGGCUAAGAGCUACAGCCCGAGGCAAUUGGUUACUGCAUCUUCAGGGACUCCAUUAUUUGAAAUCUUCCUCAUCAGAGAUGACGAUGAAACAUAUACAAUGAAGGUUGUGCACAUGCGACCAACAAAAGGCACUUCAAGCACAUCAGCAGCUGCAGAAAGUCCAGCUAAGGCAGAGAAUGAAAGCUCACUGGAAAGUAGUGCUAUAUCUGAGGGCGUUACAGAGGAAGCAAAUACAGAUAAUUCAUUAAAGGGAGAUAAAGACACUGAGGAUAAAGAACAAGAUGUUGGUAGCACUAAGGAUAGUAGUGUUGAAGGGUUGAAAAGUGUUUUGAAUUUCUUCAAGUCUCGAAUUCCUGAAUUCAAAGUUCAAGUAAUAAAUGUAGAUGUGUCUGAGGAAGCUGAAUUAGCUGCAGAUUCAUCAGAAGAAUUAGUGCAAGAUGAUGUGAAGAGCACGUCAGAGAACUCAUUGGAAGAUUCUACCACUGAGGAGCUUCAGCAGGAUGAUGUUCCCGAUGGAGAUUCAGACUCAGCUGAAGAUAGUAAAAGUCCAGAAAUGAAGCUUUUCAUUAGUGGAGUGGUUCACAACAAGGAGGAUGCUGGAGCAAAAUCAUAUGUUCGAGUUCCAGCUGAAAUUUAUAAUUUGGAAAAGGAUUCCUUCGAACUUUACAUUCCUGGAAAAGGUUCUGAUCGGGAUCUGGCUGAAACAAAGGCUGCAAAGCAGAAAGUUGCUGAUAUGGCUGCCAAAUUAGCAUCGGAACUUAUGCCUUCUGAUGUUGCGAAGGCAUUAUGGGGAACGACCAAGAGUUCUUCGAAGAUAAAUAAAGAAGUACAAGAGCUCUUAAAGCUUACCCUCAGCAAGGCUCGAGUCAAGCUGACCGAGAGUACAAUUUUCAACAGGAUCAUUACUGACAGUAACGGCUCAGAUCCAUUUAGUGGUCUCUAUGUGGGAGCAUUUAGUCCAUAUGGACCAGAAGUUGUGCAGCUCCGUCGAAAGUUUGGCCAUUGGAACAGUACAGAUGAAGUGGAGUUUUUUGAGUAUGUUGAAGCACUAAAGUUGACUGGUGAUCUGAGUGUCCCUGCUGGACAGAUAACCUUUCGGGCUAAGAUUGGGAAGGGCAAACGUCUUGAGAACCGUGGUGCAUACCCAGAAGAAUUUGGUGUGAUUGCUAGCUAUAAAGGUCAAGGGAGAAUUGCACAGCCUGGAUUCAAAAAUCCCCGGUGGGUGGAUGGUGAGCUAUUGGUUCUGAACGGCAAGAGCACGAUCCCACACCUUGGAGGUGCGGAGCUUGGUUUCCUGUAUAGCGUGCCUGAGCAGAGUUUCUUGGUUCUCUUUGACCGGCUUAAACUUCCAGAGUGAUGAGAUUAUGCUGAAUUGAGCUGUUCUCACAUGCAAAUUGCAUGAGUACAGACAGAAGCUGACCCGAUUUCAAGUGAAACGUAUAGAUGCCCCGUCAUGUUCCGAGCUUCCUGGAACCCUGAACUGCCUGCUUCCUUUAGUCAGCUCCUAUUUGAGAGGAGCUGACCUGUUUAACCUUUACCAGGGUUAUAAGAGAGCUGGCCAUUUUGGUCUGUUGGAAUACUGGAGCUGUCAUAUGAGAUCAUGUUAGGAUCUUAGAUGACGUGGUAUAGAUAUAUUUUGUGACCCAUUUUGUAUUCGGUUUUGCCUAAUAAUGAAGGAUGGGAAAGUUUUGUAUUAUCUGGAUGUUACAGAUAAAUAAAGUCUUGUCUUUCGAUCCA